AAGAUGAGGUCAUUCAUAUAGAGCAUCCUGGAGAUGAUAAAGAUGGUGCAAAUUCUCAUAUAAAGCUGAAUACAGUAACUAGUGAACGAAAAGAUAAGGUUAGUCGAAAACAAAAGAUUAGUAUGAAGGCAAAAG
Molecule: messenger RNA, 135 nt
Organism: Dentiscutata erythropus
Lineage: Eukaryota; Fungi; Glomeromycota; Glomeromycetes; Diversisporales; Gigasporaceae
Source: the annotation of a GenBank genome assembly